AGUGUCCCCCCUCAGGCUCUGAUAAGUCGGGAAAGCGCCCACUCUGCUCAGCGGGAAGGCGGCAGCGGAGCUGCUCAAUCUACGCACUUCUGUAGGAAGAGGACAGUUGGUUUGCUCUGAAAGUGUAUGACCCUGCUGAAACAGACAAAACUGGAAACUGGACUAGAGAAUGGCCAAUACCUACGUCACUGCAUCUGAUGGGUGUUGUUUUGCUGAGCCCACGCAGUAUUACGAUAUUUUGCCAGAACAAAUCCAUUAUCAGCUGUGUGACACCGAUUUCCAAGACCCACCCUAUUGUCGGUAUUCCACUGCUCAGUUCCCUCCAGCUUUACAGUCCCCAUCUUUACAAAGCCAUUUCCACACCUAUGGCUUGGAUCCACAGUAUGGUGGUGGCGGAUGGUGUGGACUUGAUGCUCGGGAAUCCAGUCAGUCCACUUACAUGGUUGUUCAGGAUGAUGAAGAUGGAUUCCCUGGGAUGCAAAGGUCCCCACCAACUUGUUCUUUACGCUGGAAGGGACAAGAUGAGCUCUGCGUGGUCUGUGGUGAUAAGGCGUCAGGAUAUCACUACAAUGCACUUACCUGUGAAGGCUGCAAAGGUUUUUUCCGACGAAGCAUCACCAAAAAUGCGGUUUACAGUUGCAAGAAUGGUGGCCACUGUGAAAUGGAUAUGUACAUGCGCAGAAAAUGCCAAGAGUGCAGACUGAAGAAGUGUAAGGCCGUGGGGAUGCUGGCAGAAUGUUUGCUCACAGAGGUCCAGUGUAAGUCAAAGAGACUUCGCAGGAGCUUCAACCAGAAGAUGGUUCUUCACUCUGACUUCCCAGUGGAAGAUGAAGGAGCAGACAGCAAGCUUGUAUCAUCCACCACCAGAUCUGGAAGAGGGGUUCAGGAAAGCAUGAUGCUAACCCAAGAGGAACAUCAUCUUAUGAGUACCAUAGUGACUGCUUAUCAAAAAUUCAUGAUUCCUUUAGGGGAAACAAGCACACUUCUGCAGGAGUUUUCCAACCCUGAACUAAGUUUUCUGAGACUCUCAGAGGGAGCAGUCCUACACAUACAUGGGCUGAUGAGUUUUACCAAGGGACUCCCAGGAUUUGAAAACUUAACCAAUGAGGAUCAGACUGUAUUACAGAAGGAGUCAAAAACUGAAGUGAUGUUUCUUCAUGUAGCCCAACUUCACAGUGGGAAAGCAUCAACCUCUGGAAGUGCUAUGAGGCCAUCCAAGCCCUCAGCUCGGACACUGGGGGUGCAUCAUCAGAGCAGUGAUGACAAUGUUUAUUCUUCGGAGAACUCUUUCAAGGAAGGCAGUCCUGCUGCUACUCUAACUGGUAUUACUAAAGAAUUUAUCGCCUCACUGUCUUACUUCUACAGAAGAAUGAGUGAACUUAAUAUAACGGAUACCGAAUAUGCUCUGCUUACAGCAAUCACAGUGCUUUUCUCAGAUCGUCCAUGCCUUAAAAAUAAGCAGCAUGUAGAAAACUUACAAGAACCAGUUCUACAACUUUUGUUUAAAUAUUCGAAACUAUACCAUCCAGAAGAACCACAGCGUUUUGCUCACUUCAUAGGAAGGCUUACUGAACUGCGGACUCUGAGUCACAGGUACUCAGAAAUCCUCAGCACCUGGAAAACAAAGGACCCCAGACUGGUUCCGUUAUUCUCUGAAAAAUGGAAUUUGUACGCACUUUACUGAAAAUGUAGUAUGUUGAGGUUUGUCUCAAAAUUUCAAAACCACAAUUGGAUGACUGAUUUGAAAACUGUAAUUAUGCAUCACCAUAAAAUGGAGAAAUGAAGGGCUCAUCCUCAUCAGAUUUUGUGGAAUUUUCGACUCUCAAUAGAGGAACACCCUAGGAUUCUUCUCAAUGGAGCCAUGGGGUGGAACAAUCCUUGUACUUGGGAGAUGGAGGCAAUAAGAUCCCGAGUUCAAGGCCAUCCUGGGCUAUAUAGUAAGACCUCAUCUCAGAAGAAGAAAGAGAAGAACUGGUGGUCAUUGUUUCUUCAUGAGUCCUUACCUGAAGAAACUAAUUUUUUUUCCACUUAGCUGAAAAUAUCUAAUGUGUAAAUGUGAACAAAGGUUAGUUGUAUUAGGAUAAGACAGUUUGUGUGCCUCACUGAUUAAGGACACGCUGAUGGAAUAAGAAGCUGAUGCUUAAACCUCUUCUUGUCACAGCAUUUCAUGAGUGAUUAAAGAGGAACAAGACCUUUUCGAAUUGUAUCUGUUUUCCAUUUUUUAAUAAGUGUAUGCUAAUUACACAAAGUAGUGAGUUUCAUUAGGAAAAUUUCAUACAUGUACAUAAGGUAUUUCAGUUUUAUUUACCACCCACUCUGGACUCCCCACACAUUGCAGAUGCCCUUCUUGUUCUCCUGAUGGUCCCCGUCUACUUCCAUGCCUUAAAUCAGUACAUUCACACAUGCAAGAAAACACCUGAGUCUAGUCUGAGUCUGGUUUAUUUCCCUUGACAUGAAGACAUCCAUCUAUUUUUCUGCAAAGGACAUAGUUUUGUUCCUCUGAAGGACUGAAUUGUGCAUGUAUAUCUGUGUAUAUCACAUCUUAUUUAUCCAUCCGUCCGUUGAUGGCACCUACUUUGAUUUCCUAUCUUGGGCACUGUGAAUAGUGCUGUAGUAAACAUGACUGUAGGUGUUGUGAUUUUAUGUGGCUCUUGAUUCAGGUGUAUUCCCAGAUGGAUUACACAGUAGGUCUAUAUUUGGAUUUGAAGGAAAUGAUACAGUGAUUUCCACAGUGACUGCUUCUUCCCAACAGUGUAUAAAGAUUCCUUUCCCUUCACAAUUCUUGCCAACAUUUGUUUUUC
Messenger RNA from Peromyscus maniculatus bairdii (prairie deer mouse), 2801 nucleotides. Its product is annotated as bile acid receptor-like. The record is from RefSeq and is a predicted model, not a curated record. Gene Ontology annotation, cellular component: RNA polymerase II transcription regulator complex. Gene Ontology annotation, molecular function: RNA polymerase II cis-regulatory region sequence-specific DNA binding; nuclear receptor activity; zinc ion binding. NCBI's taxonomy places the organism in Eukaryota, Metazoa, Chordata, Mammalia, Rodentia, Cricetidae. Gene Ontology annotation, biological process: bile acid signaling pathway; positive regulation of transcription by RNA polymerase II; negative regulation of inflammatory response.